Messenger RNA from Alternaria rosae, 1434 nucleotides. RefSeq names its product Ribokinase-like protein. Gene Ontology annotation, molecular function: kinase activity. The record is from RefSeq and is a predicted model, not a curated record. Lineage: Eukaryota; Fungi; Ascomycota; Dothideomycetes; Pleosporales; Pleosporaceae. The transcript has 2 exons. The coding region runs from base 83 to 1078 and encodes 331 amino acids.
CCACAUUAUCAAACUUAUCAUAUUUGGCAAUUUUCCACCUGCCGCCAACACCACAAUCAUUUGCGCAUCCACACAUUGAAACAUGUCUGGGGGUACCGAGAACCAUAUUGUAUGCGUUGGUGCCGUCUACAUUGACACCAUAUUGACAGUCCCACACUUCCCCAUAGAAGAUGAGAAACUACGCGCCAAAGCUCUCACGCGAAGAAGAGGAGGAAACACGGCAAACAGUCUAGAAGUGUUAUCGCAGCUGCAACGACACGACCCUGAAGGAGCACCACAUCUCAGCCCCACGAAUCUGCAUCUACUGGCUGUACUCCCUGAGGAGCAAUCUGCGGCUUCUCAAUUCAUAUCUACAUCGCUUCCUGGGGUAAACAUAUCCGACGUGAGCCUCUUCCGCAAACAGCACCAAGAAGCCGCGUCAAGCUACAUCAUCCAAAGCGAAGAGAAGCGUUCACGAACAAUCGUCAGCAUCAACCAGCUCCCCGAAAUGCAAGCCGAGGAAUUUAUACAACAAGUUCGGGAAUUCACUACAGAAAACGGACAAACGUGGAAGAAAGCGUGGUUCCAUUUCGAAGGCCGUGUCCCAGAGAUCACACUGCAUUGUGUCCGCUACCUCCGCGAAGCAUUCCCUCAUUUCAGGAUUAGCGUCGAGUGCGAGAAGCCUGAACGAACGGGUAUGUCUGAGGUGGCGCGGUACGCAGAUAUAGUGUUUUACUCGAAAUUGUGGGCGGCGAAGAAUGGGUAUGUGGACGCGAGAAGCUUUCUUGAAGCAAGACGGGAUGAGACGAGAGAUGGGGCUUUACUAUGUUGCACAUGGGGUUCUGGAGGUGCCAAGGCGGUUGAAAAGGGGGACGAGGAGGUUUGGGCGGAUGUCGAGGCGUGGCAGGCAGAUGGGGAGGAUGGGGCAGAGGUUGUGGAUACGAUUGGUGCUGGGGAUACUUUCAUUGCGGGUAUGCUUUUUGCGGUUAAUGAGCAUGAGGAGUGGGGGUUGCAAAGGAAACUAGAGUUUGCGAAUGAGCUGGCUGGGAGGAAGGUUUUGCAGGAGGGCUUUGGGGGUCUGGGGAGGAGGAUGUGGUAGCUGGCGAAAGAUAACGCGCUACUUGCCUUGCGACUCCUCUUGUUUAUACAACGAGUAUACGCGCUAGGUUGACUAGAUAUGCGAAAAAGUAAAGCUACGCACAGCAACGGACGCUUCACAGCACGUGCUUGCAAGCGUCCGCGCUUCCGGUGUCUUGUGUUCCCAGAAAGCGACUUGCAGGAAGUAGUUCGAGUCGCUCGAGACAGCUCAGGACGCUUCCAAAUCAUGGGCUUGAUAGAUGCGUUCGAGGCCUGAUCUUCAAUUCAGUUUCAACCAUUGGUCAGUUGCGGCGGACUAGAUCGACGACGCAGGCGGGAAAGGGUCUUCCGGAGCGGCUUCCGACCAUCCAUCGCACG